Messenger RNA from Ichthyophthirius multifiliis, 1245 nucleotides. Its product is annotated as protein kinase domain protein. Lineage: Eukaryota; Ciliophora; Oligohymenophorea; Hymenostomatida. Gene Ontology annotation, biological process: intracellular signal transduction; chromosome segregation; peptidyl-serine phosphorylation. The transcript has 2 exons. Gene Ontology annotation, molecular function: ATP binding; protein serine/threonine kinase activity. The record is from RefSeq and is a predicted model, not a curated record. Gene Ontology annotation, cellular component: nucleus.
AUGAAAGAUUAAAUAUAAUUGAAUAAUAAAAAGAAGAAUUAGAAAAGAAAAAAAGGGCUUUAAAGAUAAAUAAAAAAGGCGAAUAAGAAAUUAAAGAUUAAGAAAUUUAAGAAGCUAAAUAAAGAAUUAAUAUUUAACUAUAAUGCUUAUAAAAAGUAACUAUUUUUUAAAUAACAAUUAAAUAAUUUAUCAUUUUUUUUAAAGGAAGAAUAAGAGAUGCAUGAAAAUUUAAUGCAUUUAGAACAUUAAAAAUUAUUAUUUAUUUAAUAACAUAAAAGGUUUUUUGAAGAAUAAAAAUAUACUAAGACAUGGCCUUGUUUAGGAGAAAGAUAUUAAUUAUUAUCUCUUUUAGGAAAAGGAGGAUUUUCUGAAGUUUUUAAAGCAUAUGAUUUAGUUGAGUUUCGUGAAGUAGCAUGCAAAAUUCAUUAAUUAAAUUUAAAUUGGUCAGAAAGAUCAAAAGCAAAUUAUAUAAAACAUGCAAUAAGGGAAAGUAAAAUACAUUCGGAAUUAAAACAUCCUAAUAUUGUUUAAUUAUAUGAUACCGUAGAAAUUGAUGAAAAUUCAUUUGCGACAGUUCUCGAAUAUUGCGAAGGACCUGAUUUAUAUUUUUUUUUGAAAAAAAAUAAAGUACUUUUAAUAAAAAUAUACAAUAAAUAAUAAAAAAAUUAUUUAAAGGUUAUUCCAGAAAAAGAGGCUAAAUUAUUAAUAAAAUAGAUUCUAAACGCAUUAAAAUAUAUGAAUGGUUAAAGGAAUAGAAUCAUCCAUUAUGAUUUAAAACCUUAAAAUAUUAUAUUUUAAAAGGGAGAAUUAAAAAUUACUGAUUUCGGUUUAUGUAAAAUAUUUGAAGAUGAAUAAACGAAAAUGGAAUUAACUAGUUAGGGUGUAGGCACUUAUUGGUAUUUACCUCCAGAAACUUUCGAAUUUGAUAAUAAUCCUUAAAUUUCACAUAAAGUAGAUAUUUGGAGUAUUGGCGUUAUUUUUUAUGAAAUGGUUUUCGGCUAAAGACCUUUUGGAAAUAAUAUGAGUUAAGAUAAAAUCUUAAAGGUAUUAAAUAUUUUUUUUUAAUGUAUAAUUUUCUAAAACUAGGAAAAUAUUAUUUUGAAAUCAACAUAAGUAUAAUUUCCUACAAAACCAAAUGUAAGUAAUGAAUGUAAAUAAUUUAUAAAAAAUUGCUUGACUUAUGAUUAAAAUUUUCGAUGGGAUAUAUAAUAAGUUUGUAAUUGUUAGUAUAUUAAUAAGAAAUGA